AUGGACAAGUCAGCACGCAUUGUAAUCGUCGGAGCCGGUGCUUUUGGUCUUGGCACCGCUCUCCGACUCAAGGAGGAAGGCUAUACUUCGGUCACUGUGCUCGAUCGCUCAAUGCCCCCAGUUCCAGAUGGUUCAAGCAACGAUAUUUCACGCAUUAUUCGCUUCGACUAUGGUGAUGCCGUAUACGCCAGAAUCGCGAAGGAAGCCUUUGACCUCUGGAAAACUCCAGAGUUCUCAGAUGCAUUCAACCAGACACCGUGUCUCUGGGUGUGUCAAGAUGGUACUCCCGAACAACCAGUUCAACCACGGGCCCAGGAGUACAGCGCAAAGACAAAACGUGUUUUGACCGAAAUGGGCCAGCCAUGGCAUGCUGUCAAGAGCGUGGAGGAGGCCAAAGUACUGUGGCCUAAAUUCACUGGGAAGCUAGCAACUCCUGGCUUUGAUGGAUUCUACAACACAUCUGCUGGCUGGGCUGAUGCUGGAAAAGCUAUCGGUCGCCUUGCAUCUCGAUGUGUUGCCGCUGGUGUAUCAUUUAUCACUGGCCCGAGUGGUCAGGUCGAAGAAUUCGAAAAGAACCACGAUGGCACCAUCAAGGCCGUCCGCACUGCCAACGGCAACAGAGUCGAAGGUGACCAGUUUAUUGUGGCCACUGGUGCUUGGACUUCUAGUUUGGUUCCUGCCUGGAAUUCAAUGCUUGCAGCCGGACAAGUUGUCGGAUACCUCAAGCUCACACCCGAGGAAGUUGCUGAGUUGAAGGAUAUCCCAAUUUACUUCAACUUCUCUACUGGAUUCUUCUGUUUUCCUCCCCAUGACGGGACUGGCUAUUUAAAGGUUGCAAUUCACGGCUUUGGCUACACCCAGCGGUCGGCAAAGGCUGGUGUGUCUGCGCCCGGUGCAUCUGCAGUUGCCUCGCGGGCCAACUUCGUUCCUGAGGAUGGAAUGAAGAGACUUCUGGCUGGUAUGAAAGACAUAUUCCCUAAUCUCGUCUCGAGGGGCUUUGAGCGUGUUGGUAUUUGCUGGUACAACGAUACCCCCACUGGCGAUUUUAUCUUCGACUUCCAUCCCGAGCACAAGAACCUCUUCAUCGCAACUGGUGGCAGUGGACAUGCGUUCAAGUUUCUCCCAGUAAUUGGAAAAUACAUUGUUGGAAGCUUUCAACAGAAUCUUUCUCAAGACUUGCUCAAGAAGUGGAAGUUUCCAACCCAGUUCAAGGACGCAUUUCUGGACGAUGCUUUUGCGGGAGAUGGAAGUCGUGGUGGACCAGAGAGAAGAGAGUUGACAAAUAACGAACGAAGCACUUUCGAUGUUGCGCUCCGUGCUUCUGCGCGUCAGAGCAAGAUUUAA
Molecule: messenger RNA, 1344 nt
Organism: Penicillium pulvis
Lineage: Eukaryota; Fungi; Ascomycota; Eurotiomycetes; Eurotiales; Aspergillaceae
Product: NAD(P)/FAD-dependent oxidoreductase
Exons: 2
Coding region: 1-1344 (447 amino acids)
Molecular function (GO): L-pipecolate oxidase activity; sarcosine oxidase activity; flavin adenine dinucleotide binding
Source: RefSeq, a predicted model, not a curated record